GAAAACACACAAACGAAGUAAAAUGUGUUACCAAAUACUCACUCUCCCAAAAUGACUUUCGCCGCCGGGCGCCUCCCCCCUCUCCGCCUCCCUCUUUCCUCCCGUACCGCAGCAGCAGGUUGUCGGCUCACCCUGGAGGAGCUGUGGGAUGCUGGUGAACACACCCUUCACAUUUCGUUGUCUUUUCUUAUCGGCGUUAAGCGAAAAGCCGAGGAGCGUCUAAACCUUCACCAAAUAUGUGGCGUAGCAGCGGCUGACAGCGUCUGUCUGAGGUAACUGUGAUGGCAGGGUCAAAGAUGUCUGUGCUGCUGGCUGUAGUCUGGGUCCUCUCAGUCGUGCUCACUGGACCAACCCAGGCCGGGCCUGAGAUGGACCCCUACAAAAUCCUGGGAGUGACCAGGACUGCGAGCCAGGCUGAGAUCAAGAAAGUCUACAAACGUCUUGCUAAAGAAUGGCAUCCUGACAAAAACAAAAACCCUGGAGCUGAGGAUAUGUUCAUCAAGAUUACCAAGUCUUAUGAGAUCUUAUCCAAUGAAGACAAACGUGCCAAUUACGACCGUUAUGGGCAGACUGAUGACACCCAACCGUACGGCAGUGGUCGCUAUGGUCAUCGCCACGACAGCUUUUACUUCGACGAGUCUUUCUUCAACUUUCCGUUCAACAGCAAGAACCACAGAGACUUUGCUGACAGCAAGUACACACUGCACUUUAACCAGUAUGUGAACGAGGUGGUGCCUGACAGCUACAAGAGGCCGUACCUGAUAAAGAUCACCUCAGACUGGUGCUUCAGCUGCAUCCACAUUGAGCCUGUGUGGAAGGAGGUGGUGCAGGAGAUGGAGACUCUAGGUGUUGGAAUAGGUGUGGUGGAUGUUGGCUAUGAGAGACGGUUAGCCAAUCACCUUGGUGCUCAUCGCACCCCUUCAAUACUCGGAGUCAUCAACGGCAAAGUAACAUUUUUCCAUUACGCUGUGGCUAAGGAGCAUCUGAGGCAGUUUGUAGAGGACCUUUUACCCCAGAGACUUGUGGAGCAGGGUAAAUAUCUGCCCGUCACUGACAAGAACGACGUGCAGUUCUUGAACAGCUGGCAUGAGCUCAACAAACCACAUGUGCUCCUGUUUGACCAAGUGCCUGUUGUUCCUCUACUCUACAAACUGACAGCUUUUGCUUAUAAGGACUACCUUCAGUUUGGUUAUGUGGACCAGGGCCUUUCAGAGACAGCCAAUCUGCAGAAACAGUUCAACAUUAACACUUAUGCUCCGACCAUGCUGGUCUUCAAAGAGAACAUCGACAAGCCUGCUGACAUUAUCCAGGCUAAAGGAAUGAAAAAGCAAAUCAUUGAUGAGUUCAUGUCAAACAAUAAAUUUCUCCUGGCACCAAGGCUGGUCAAUCAGAAGCUGUUUGAUGAGCUGUGUCCUGUCAAACAGUUCCACAGACGCAGGAAAUACUGUGUCCUGCUCAUCACACGUGAUGAAGAGACGUUUUCUUUUGGGAACCAAGCGUUUCUCUCAUUUGCCUCCACCAACACCAAGGAGGUUGUGAGAUUUGCCUAUGUCUACCAACAGCUGCAGCAGCCACUUUGUGACAUCCUCAUGCAGAACAAGGACAGUGCACAGUCACCACCACAGGUGGUGAUCUUGGAGAGGCGUAACGCUGCAGGGAAGGCCUUGUUUAAGCCAGUGACCGCCUGGAACGGCAGUGAAGAAGACAAACAACGUCUCGUGGAGGAGCUGGAGCGACUUCAGAAAGACCCGUCCAUCCUCACCCAUGACGCCAUGCUGCCUGAGCUCAACAAUGAGUUUGCCUCUAUGUUUGUAAUCCGAUGGAUCUAUGCAUCUUACGAUUACCUCUCUGAAGUCAUCGACGAUAUUCUGCAUAACAACUGGCGUGAGAUGAUGCCUCUUCUGUCCCUCAUCUUCUCUGCCUUGUUCAUCUUGUUUGGCACUGUGGUUAUCCAGGCCUUCAGUGACUCCAGUGAAGAUAAACAGACAAAACCAAAGGCUAAAGAUGGAACAAAAGCAGAAAAUGGGUCAGCAGACACCAGUACUUCAAGUCGGCCUCCCAAGAAGAAUUUUGUGGAGGUGACGGAGCUGACAGACAUCACCUACAUGAGCAACCUGGUGAAGCUAAGGCCAGGACACAUGAACAUAGUGCUGGUUCUCACUGACGCCUCCAAGAACAUCCUCCUCAGCAAGUUUGCCAAAGAGGUCUAUUCCUUCACAGGGAGCCUGACACUGCAUUUCUCCUUCCUGAAUAUUGACAAGCACAGCGAAUGGAUGAACACACUUCUGGAAUAUGCCCAGGACGCCAUGCAGAUCGAUGCUGACGAGGACGACGGUGGAAACCAUAAGAUAGACUAUACAGGCUACGUGCUGGCACUCAACGGCCACAAAAAGUACCUCUGUCUGUUUAAGCCCGUCUACACUGGGGAAGACCUCGACAGUAAGUCGUCUGAGGAUGAAGGGGGCACUUCAGCGGGGAGAUCGAGGUCCAGUUCCCGUGACGACCACCCACCACGCAAAUCCAACCGAUCCCGCAGCAUAUCCACCCUGCAGAUCCACCACAAACUGGACCGCCUGGGGUUGUGGAUGGAAAGGCUCAUGGAAGGCACUUUGCCUCGCUACUACAUCCCGGCCUGGCCAGGACUAGACAAGAUCACCCCCUGUAAAUAGAUCGAGGCAAGUUUGAAGGACGAAGUAUUUAUUGUUACGCAGAAACGGUUCCCCUUGUGUCCUGCUGAAGAUUGGCUAGAGCUACCUUUUUUGCACUUGAGAUAUUUAUAGUUAAAGAUGUCUUUAAAGUUGGGUCAAUCUUAGAAACUUGGCUUUAGUGCAGCUACUGUGGGACAGGUCCUUUAGUGUACCCCUCUGACACUCAUCGCAUGCUGUUUUCAAUUUUUGGUAGUUUAUUCAGGCAGAUGCUGCUGCUCCAGCCUUGUGAACAGAAAACAAAAUCACUGUGGCCACAUGAACUCUCCUGCCUUCAUGACCAUCAGUCGUUUUCACUUACACUGAAGGUGGCAGGGUAGCUACCUUAGUCUUCAUUGAUGAAAACUGUGAAUAGAGAUGCAUGUCUAAAAUGUCUUUGCCUUUUUAUGCAUCUCUGCCCAAUUUUUUCUUUUUUAUAGUUUUAUCUCCUGAAUGCUGACUCGCUUGUGCAAUAUAGCAUAGUGCUGUAAUGACAAUGCCUUUUACCUGGACCUCAGAGGUUUCUCCAUGUUCUUCCUUAUUGCAGAAUAAGAAAACACUUGUUUUGUUACAUGGAAACUGUUGAGGCUGUGGUUUAAAAUGUACUUCCCUACAAAAAAAAAAGUUAUUUAUCAGGCUUGGUCUAUUUAACAACCUCAGUUAGCCAGUAGCUUUAUGUAGCACUCAUAACAAACAGGCUGUCCAUUUCAUGUUCUGAAUGUUUUGACCGGUACAUCAUUUUAUCAUCUUGAAUUAUACAUCAAUAAUUCUUACACAUCAAAGUAAGAUCAAACUUAGUGUGUGCUUGCUUGGUUUAAUAACUUGUUUUGUUCACAUUAACUGUAAAAAUGUCAUUAAUAUAAUUUUGUUGGUACAAUGUCAUGUAAAUAUUAUACAUAAUUAUGUUAUCUAUAGGACCUGUAUAUUAAAGAGUAUGUAACCUGAAAGAUAAGGCAAAUGUUUUACAUGGAUUUAUCAAAAUGCUGUUGUUACUUUUUUUGUCUGUUUUUAGUUGUCAUUCAAAUUUUCUUUUUCAACUGAGUGUCAAAAAUGAUGUCUGUUACUGCCAGAUGUUUUAGUUUGUUUUCAUUAGUGCAUUUAUCCUCUUGUUCGUUGUAAUAAAAUACUUUAUGUUUAUUAAUUAAAACAUCAAAUUUUAA
Lates calcarifer (barramundi perch) is the source of this 3844-nucleotide messenger RNA. RefSeq names its product DnaJ (Hsp40) homolog, subfamily C, member 16 (gene dnajc16). The transcript is spliced from 15 exons. Bases 282 to 2669 code for a protein of 795 amino acids. The record is from RefSeq and is a predicted model, not a curated record. NCBI's taxonomy places the organism in Eukaryota, Metazoa, Chordata, Actinopteri, Centropomidae.